AUGGAGAGCCCGAACUUUACGCACGGAUCUGCUCCAAAUGAAACGGUUCAUUUGACUCUCUCCCACUCGACAGAGAUCGCUUUGCCCAUUUUUAUGUUCGCUGGUGGAGCCAUUGGGAAUAUAAUCGCAAUUAUCGUCCUUUCAGUGUCGCGUCAGCUGAGGAAAUCAUCCGCGUUUUACUCGCUGGUGUGCGGGUUGGCUGUCACGGAUCUGCUGGGCACCUGCUUGGCGAGCCCGCUCACUAUAGCCGAUUAUUUGGACAAGCGGGUGCUGAGGAACGAGCGCGUGUGCGAGUUUCACUCCUUCGUGUUGCUGUUCUUCGGUUUGACCGGACUGAGCAUCAUCUGCACCAUGGCAGCUGAGCGCUACCUGGCCAUCUGCUGGCCCUACGCGUACCAGCGCUGGGGGGUGGGCCGCUGUUUCGCGCGCAAGUUCCUUCUCUUUAUUUACAUAAGCCACAUUUUCUUCUGCUGCCUCCCCGUGUUGGGCAUGGCGGGGAGCGAGCUGCAGCCGUCCGAAACCUGGUGCUUCAUCGACUGGAAGGCCGCCUACACCCUGCUGUACGGCGCGCUGAGCCUGCUGCUCAUCUUGGGCACCAUCGCGCUGAACCUGGCGGUGUGCGGAGCGCUGCUGCUCAUGCGCCGCAGGAGCGCGCAGAGGCGCGUGAGCACAGCCAGCGGCCGCGGGAGGUGGCGGUUCCUGUCCUCCGCUGCAGAGACGCAGAUGAUCGCGGUGCUAGUGAUGACCUCCGUGGUGGUUCUGACCUGUUCCGCCCCGUUAGUGGUGCGUAUUUUUGCCAACCACUUUCAGUAUGACCCCAAGGCAGACCUGACCGCCAUCCGGAUUGCGUCGAUGAAUCCUAUCCUGGACCCGUGGAUCUACAUCCUCCUCAGAAGGUCCCUGUUCAAACGCCUGCUCGGUUUGUCAAGGAAACGCAGCGGCAGCCGCAGCAUUUCCCCGCCUUCACCACACAGCGAUCUGUUGUUUCCUGAUACGAUGAGGGACAGUCAUGUUUUCACCCAGCUGAUGUGCAACACAAACAUCAUCACCCAGCUGCCCGCUUCGGUCAAAUUCACUCCAUACGACACAGAGAGCUGUCGUCAGACUUAA
This is a messenger RNA of Nematolebias whitei (Rio pearlfish), 1110 nucleotides long. Its product is annotated as prostaglandin E2 receptor EP4 subtype-like. Lineage: Eukaryota; Metazoa; Chordata; Actinopteri; Cyprinodontiformes; Rivulidae. Gene Ontology annotation, cellular component: plasma membrane. The record is from RefSeq and is a predicted model, not a curated record. The coding region runs from base 1 to 1110 and encodes 369 amino acids. The transcript has 2 exons. Gene Ontology annotation, biological process: cellular response to prostaglandin E stimulus; negative regulation of inflammatory response; inflammatory response. Gene Ontology annotation, molecular function: prostaglandin E receptor activity.